This is a messenger RNA of Candida dubliniensis CD36, 1254 nucleotides long. It is a transcript of the gene STE3, whose product is annotated as Ste3p. The record is from RefSeq and is a predicted model, not a curated record. Gene Ontology annotation, cellular component: membrane. Gene Ontology annotation, molecular function: mating-type factor pheromone receptor activity. Gene Ontology annotation, biological process: G protein-coupled receptor signaling pathway. Bases 1 to 1254 code for a protein of 417 amino acids. The transcript has a single exon. NCBI's taxonomy places the organism in Eukaryota, Fungi, Ascomycota, Pichiomycetes, Serinales, Debaryomycetaceae.
AUGUACAAAGGAGCAGCUGGAAUGGGAUCUUUCCUAAUUAUAUCUUUUUGUUUGUUGAUUCCACCCUUUUUAUGGCACAUAAGAAGCAGAAAUUUACCUGCUACCAUAUUGAUUUUCUGGCUAAUGUAUGUUGAUUUGACUGGGUUUAUUAGUACCAUGAUAUGGAGUGGUGACAAUUUUGAAGAAGCUUGGGAUGGGCAGGUCUAUUGCGACAUUAUUGGAAAGUUAGAUGCUGGCUCUUCUGUUGGAAAAUGUUGUGCAAUUGCUUGUGUGAUUAUGAACUUGUAUUUUGUUCUAUGUGCCAAACAUCCUACCCUUUUGGAACAAGGUUCUUGGAAAAAAGUUGCAAUAGAUAUGUCAAUUUGCUUAAUAAACCCAAUAUUUGUUAUGGCUGUUCAUUACAUUGUGACAGGAUCAAGGUACGCAAUUGUCAAGUAUCAGGGGUGCAGUACCAUUUACUCAGCUACAUAUGCUUCUAUUUUUUUGGUUUCCAUUUGGACCGUGCUUUGGAGUAUUGUUGCAUUAAUAUUUGCUAUUUUAACUUUAAUCACUUUUUUCAGGAAACGUAAAGACGUCAAGGAUAUCCUUUUGUGUACCAAUUCGGGGUUAAACAUUAAAAGAUUUGCACGGUUACUAAUAUUCUCAUUUCUCAUUGUUUUUGCUAUGGUUCCUUUGUCACUUUAUUACUUUGUUUCUCAAGCUGAAGUUCUGAAAAAUGCCUUCCAUUGGGAUCAAGUUCAUAAUGAAGAGUGGAGUGUCAUUUAUUUCUAUGAUUUUGGGUUUUUCACAUUCUAUGAUAGGUUGGUGAAUUGUAUUCUCUCGGUUCUUGCUUUUAUUAUAUUUGGAUUGGGAUCAGAUGCACUUGAAAUGUAUAAAUCCAUCUUCUAUAAAAUCCAAAACAAAUUUAGAUACAAAAAGACAGACGAUGCAUUUUCCCAAGAACAAGCCAUCAAAGCUAUGGAGCCACAAACUAAAAUUAAUUCCAAUAAAUCUCAAUUCAGUAACACCACAUCUUUCACUAAUACCUCAACAAUGCGUGAUAUCGAAAACCAGUUUGGUGAUGUCAUGCAUCAGAUUAUAUCGGAAGAAAAUGCUAGUUUUAGAUUUGAGAAACAACUCCAAUCAUCACCUGCAACAUUGGUGAAAGAAGACGGAGUCCCUAGAGAAUUACAAUCAAUUAUCAAAGACACCGACUCUUCCAGUGAUCAAAUAUUUUACAAGUAUCAAGUGAAACUGAAAGCUUCUGAUAAGUGA